CGGCUUUUCUCCUGUUGCCUGCCCUGCCAGGCUCUGCUGCUGCAGGUGCUCAGGUGCGGAGGCCUUCUGCUCCAGCAGAGGAGGCCGGGCAGCCAGCGGGACUCGGGAGCCGAGGGGACUCUCUGGCCCCAGAAAAGUUCUGGGUUCGAGACUGCGGCAGCUCAGCUUUGGGAGGCGGGAAGGAAUGGCCUGCCCUGGGGAGGUUUGGUCCCCGCCUGCCUUGGCCCACGGGAAUUGUCCCACGGCGGCGUUUACACUCUACUUUUUUCCACUAGGGGGACUCCGAUAUUGUUCUCAAUUCCUCCAUUUUAUCCUCAGGACAACUCGGUCCCUGAGAGCGUCUGACUGGUCCAGGUCACCCAGUUGCAAAGGAUGCGGCUGAGCCCUGAAGGAGGCUAAUCCCCGGCCAGCAAAUCCGUGUUCUGUGGGUGCCAGAGGGGAAAACCGAACGCGGUGUGGAAUGAACCAUCGGUGUGCCUUUGCCAUCCGUUUGCACCAUGCCCAGGGCAAUCUCCGCCCUCCUCCUCUUUCUGGUGGUCAGCUGGGCUGGAGGACCGAUUGCAGGUGGCUCCUACCUUAGUGUGGGGGAUGGCAAGACGGCGGAGUUCGACUUCCCUGAAAACAGCCGUGGCGUCUUUGUGGUGUCCUGUUGCUAUCCGGGGCCGGGCGCAUGGCUGAGCGUGGCCUCUUUGGAGCCGACAGUCUUAGUCGCUGAGAACGUCAGUGCCUCCUGGGGAGGGGGCUUUGUGGUUGAAAUCCAGUCCAGCCUGGCUGGUUUGGCUCCACUUCAGCUACGACUGUUGGAGGACAGCCGCCUCAUAGAAGAACGAGUGGAUUUCCGGAUUCGAGUCUCCGCUAGAGGCUCAGAGCCCACCCCAUGGUCUGGGUUGGGCCAUUUCUCAGAGAACCCGGUCCUUUAUGUCCUCCUGCCGCUCAUCUUCCUCAACAAGUGUGCAUUUGGUUGCAAGGUCGAAGUAGAGGCUCUGCGAGGCCUGGUGCGGCAGCCCCAUCCUGUGGUGCUGGGCAUUCUGGGCCAGUUUGUGGUCAUGCCCGUUUAUGGCUACCUCAUGUCUGUGGCCUUCUCUUUGCCCAAGCCCCUUGCCUUGGGGUUGGUCAUUGCGUGCUCCUCGCCUGGUGGGGGGGGCGGCUACCUGUACAGCCUGCUGCUGGGGGGGGACGUGACCGUCGCCAUCUCAAUGACCCUGCUGUCCACGGUGGCCGCCACAGGGCUCAUGCCACUGUCCUCGGCCUUCUAUGGCCGGCUCCUCGGUGCUCACGAGACUCUUCACGUGCCCUUCCUCAAGAUACUCAUCACCCUGCUCUUCAUCGCUGUGCCCAUCUCGGCUGGCAUGCUGGUCAAGUGGAAGCUGCCUCGCCUCUCCCGCCUGCUGCUGCUCCUCAUCAGGCCUUUCAGCUUCACCCUCAUCGUGGGGGGGCUCUUCAUGGCGUACCACAUGGGAGCCUUCAUCUUGGCCAGCGUGCAGCUGCCCACGGUGCUGGCCGGCCUCACUGUGCCCGCCUUCGGCCUUCUCCUGGGCUACCUGCUGGCUUGGUGCCUAGGACUGCCUGGGCCUCAACGUCGGACGGUUAGCAUCGAGGUCGGGGUGCAGAACAGCUUGCUGGCUUUGGCGGUGCUGCAGCUGUCCUUUCAGCGGGCCCAGGCAGACUUUGCCUCACAAGCCCCUUUCAUUGUGGCCCUGAGCAGCACUUCGGAGAUGUUGCUGCUGGUUUUGGGGCACUUGAUGUACAAGAGGCUCUGCUCUGCUGGCUCCUGAGUGCCUCCUGGGAAGGGGAGGCGGAUACCAAAGAGAGCGAGUGUGGGAUGUGGCCCGCAGGGGGAGCGACUGAUACCGAAGGCCUCGGGAGGUGGGCCCUGGGCACUCGCUGCAGGGAGCCUCAGGCGUCCCCAGUAGGGUGGCCCAGAUGCAGGGGUCCUUUAACCUUACAGGAAUCCCAGUGGCGGCUGUAUCUUGGUCUGGCCUUUUAAAAAAACGACCCACCUCUUCCCCUUCUUCUUCAAUCCAUUUGUCUUUCUAACCGAUGACAGGUUGCUGUGAAGCUUGGAGCCACAACUGUGUGUGGACUGGGAGGCGUACAAUGGGAAUACAGGGUUUGAAUAAAAGGAGA
Molecule: messenger RNA, 2127 nt
Organism: Eublepharis macularius
Lineage: Eukaryota; Metazoa; Chordata; Lepidosauria; Squamata; Eublepharidae
Gene: SLC10A3
Product: solute carrier family 10 member 3
Biological process (GO): bile acid and bile salt transport
Cellular component (GO): membrane
Molecular function (GO): bile acid:sodium symporter activity
Source: RefSeq, a predicted model, not a curated record